Dioscorea cayenensis subsp. rotundata (Guinea yam) is the source of this 3449-nucleotide messenger RNA. Its product is annotated as protein argonaute MEL1-like. The record is from RefSeq and is a predicted model, not a curated record. Gene Ontology annotation, biological process: regulatory ncRNA-mediated post-transcriptional gene silencing. The transcript is spliced from 22 exons. Bases 217 to 3126 code for a protein of 969 amino acids. Gene Ontology annotation, cellular component: cytoplasm. Lineage: Eukaryota; Viridiplantae; Streptophyta; Magnoliopsida; Dioscoreales; Dioscoreaceae. Gene Ontology annotation, molecular function: RNA binding; protein binding.
UAUCAGUCUCCUCCGGGUCGUCGCUUGGUUCCUUGCUUCGUCUCCAAGCAAGCGCGCUUCCGCUUCCUUGCCCUCUAGUUCCACCCCUCUCUCUCUCUCUCUCUCUCUCUCUCUCUCUCUCUCUCGUCUUCCUCCUCUUCUUCUCACUGGGCGCUCUCUGUCUCUCUUCAUCUCCAUCUAAUUCGCUUGUUUCGCGUGUUGUUCUCUCACAGGGAGAUGUCGAUGCGGGGUGGAGGCCGUGGCGGUGGCGGGGGCCGUGGAGGAGGCCGUCGUGGUGGUGGGAGGGGACAAGGAAGACAAGGUUAUACUGGUUCUGAUGUUCGUCCUCAUUUUCAGCCUUCAGCUCCUGCCCCUGUUGCACCGCAGAGACCCCGGCCUCCUACUGAUCUCCCUGCUUCAUCAUCGCAAGAAGCAGGUUUGAGUGAGGAACUUGGGGGAAAGCUUGUGAUAGGGGAAACGGCUUCUGGAUCUAGGGCUCCUCCCGUGGCGCAGGAUGCGCCGCCCAGUAAGCUUGAUGUUGUACCGGUGCCAGUGUCGUCGAGGCCCAUGAAGUUCCCUGCACGGCCUGGGUUUGGGACUGCGGGGAGGAAGUGUUUGGUGCGUGCGAAUCACUUUCUUGUUGACGUUGCGGACAAGGAUCUUUAUCAUUACGAUGUUUCAAUCAAUCCAGAAAUUACAAUACGAAGUGUUAGUAGGCAGGUGAUCUCCACACUUGUUAAACUUUAUGGAGAGUCUCAUCUGGGCAGGCGCAUACCUGUCUAUGAUGGAAGGAAGAGCAUGUAUACUGCAGGUGCUUUACCAUUUACUUCAAAAGACUUCGUUGUUAAGCUCAUUGACAAUGAGAAAAAAGGCAAAACCAAGAAGGAGAGAGAAUUCAAAGUGACAAUUAAGCUUGCUUCAAGGCCUGAUUUAUAUAAUCUACGAGAGUUCUUAAGAGGGAAACAAUUAGAUAGUCCACAAGAGACGAUCCAAGUGCUGGAUGUGGUUCUUAGGGAAUCCCCUUCGCUCAAUUAUGUCACUGUGGCAAGGUCAUUCUUCUCCCCCUCGUUUGGACCACAAUUAGAAUUGGGAGGAGGAUUGGAAGCUUGGAAGGGAUAUUAUCAAAGCCUUCGGCCCACUCAAAUGGGCUUAUCUCUGAAUAUAGAUAUUUCCUCGACUUCAUUUUAUAAGGCUGUGUCUGUUGCACAAUUCGUUGCUGAGUAUCUUCAGAUUAAUGAUGUUACAAGGCCUCUGUCUGAAUCUGAUCGUGUGAAGAUGAAGCGAGUCCUUAGAGGACUUAAGGUUGAUACUUCUCAUACUCCAAGGCGUUAUAAAAUUACAGGGAUCUCACCGGCACCUAUGAAUCAGUUGAGAUUCUUGGAUGAGAAGGGAACAGAGAUCACAGUGGUUCAGUACUUCAGGGAAAAAUACAAUGUGAAUCUGAGGCAUCUUAAUUGGCCUUGCCUUCAAGCUGGCAGUGAUACCCGGCCUACAUAUCUACCUUUGGAGGUAUGUAAAAUUUCAGAAGGGCAAAGAUACUCAAGGAAGCUGAAUGAACAACAAGUAAGAUCAUUAUUGAAGUCAACUUGUCAACGCCCUGCGGACAGAGAACGGAGCAUCUUGGAUACGGUUGGUCGCAACAACUACAACCGUGACAUAUAUGCAAAAGAGUUCGGAAUCCGUGUUAUGAAUCAGCUUGCUAAUGUUGAGGCCCGUGUUUUGCCUCCACCAAGACUGAAGUAUCAUGAGUCUGGAAGGGACAAGGUGGUUGAUCCUGAGGUUGGUCAAUGGAAUAUGAUCAAUAAGAAAAUGGUAAAUGGGGGGAUAGUUGAAAACUGGACGUGUGUUAAUUUUUCACGCCUUAAAGAUGAAGUCUUUCAGUACUGCCGUGAGCAAGUUCAAAUGUGCAACACAAUUGGAAUGACAUUCAACGAGUAUCCUGUAAUUCCGAUUGGAUCAGCACGUAUGGAUCGGAUUGAUGCAGUUCUAAAGGACAUUCAUGCACAAGCAAGAGAAGCAAUUGCUCGCAAGAGAGGAAGUGUAAAGCAUCUUCAGCUGCUUAUCGUUGUACUCCCUGAUGUUAAAGGUUUCUAUGGAAGAAUCAAGACAAUAUGUGAAACUGAGCUGGGCAUUGUGUCACAAUGCUGCUUACCCAGGAAUAUUUCUAGAUGUAACAAGCAGUAUCUUGAAAACGUUGCUCAAAAAAUCAAUGUUAAGGUUGGGGGGCGGAAUAAUGUGCUGGAGGAUGCCAUCAACAAAAGAAUUCCUCUUGUAACAGAUUUCCCGACAAUUAUUUUUGGAGCCGAUGUCACUCAUCCGGCACCAGGAGAAGAGGGAUCAGCAUCAAUUGCUGCAGUUGUUGCUUCUAUGGAUUGGCCUGAGGUGACAAAGUAUAGAGCCUUGGUCUCAGCUCAGGAGCGGCGACAGGAAAUGAUAAAGGAUCUGUUUACGGUCACCCAAGAUCCCCAGAAGGGUACCUUGUUUGGGGGAAUGAUUAGAGAACAUUUGAUUGCUUUCCGUAGAGCAACAAAUCGGAAACCACAUAGGAUCAUUUUCUACAGGGAUGGUGUCAGUGAAGGCCAGUUUAGUGAUGUUCUAUUGCAUGAGAUGCAUGAUAUCCGAAGGGCUUGUGCUUCUUUGGAGGAAGGGUAUCUUCCCCCUGUUACUUUUGUUGUGGUACAGAAGAGGCAUCACACACGCCUGUUCCCUGAAUUUCAUGGGAAUAGAAACUUGACUGAUCGAAGUGGGAACAUACUUCCAGGGACUGUUGUUGAUACCAAGAUCUGUCAUCCCACUGAAUUUGACUUCUAUCUGUGCAGCCAUUCGGGAAUCCAAGGGACCAGCAGGCCUACUCACUACCAUGUUCUUUUGGAUGAGAACAAAUUUUCUGCAGAUGGAUUGCAGAAGCUGACUAACAAUCUUUGUUACACAUACGCUCGUUGCACCCGUUCGGUGUCUGUUGUUCCACCUGCAUAUUAUGCUCAUCUGGCAGCAUUCCGCGCUCGCUACUACAUUGAGGGUGAAUCCUCUGAUGGCCGAACCUCACCUGCUGCAGGGGGAGGUACUAGCAGCCGCCAAAGGAUUCCUGACGUUCGUCCUCUUCCUAAAAUCAUGGACAAUGUCAAGGAUGUCAUGUUUUAUUGCUGAUGGAAGGCUUUUUAAUGACUUGGGGUUUGUGGGGCUGAGAGUGAAGAAACUCAUUUAAAUUAUUUGCUUUUGGUUUGGAGGACCUAUUUUACUUGUGCUUAUCUAGCUUUUUUUUUUUUUUGGUUCAGUAUUUUUGUUUUGGUCUCAUGAGAGGGUCAGAUUAUCUAGUCGCGUUCAAUUUUUGGUUUGCUGAAAGUGAAACGCAUUUUUUUUUGUAUAUACAGUAAUGCAGUUCGUAUGCUGUCAUUUUAUUUUCAUCUAAAAUCUCAGGUUGUCAUGGAUAGAGUCAAAUUGAUAAUGAGCAUGGAGUAGUAUUUCAUUGA